GUCCUCGUUUUGAUACUGACUCUGAUCUCCCGCUCCAGGAAACCCUCGUCACGACACGAGAGACGUCAGUAGGAGCCUCGGAUCCAUCCACAGCAGCCCACCGGACCACGUCUUCCACGCGGACCGCGUCCGUACCUCCAGCCUCGCCACUAGCCACAGCUGCCUCGGAACCGACGUCAACACCUCAGUUCUCCCAGGAAUCAAAAUAAACUUCUGCUUACCUGUCACUACCAGUCUCGCUCUCUCUGGGUUCCAGCAUCUGGGUCCUCCCGCUUGGAAAAUCAUGACAGAACGAACUGGCCCUACCCCGGACCCAGCUGACCCGGAAGGACUACGUUUCGCCGUCAGUCAACAGGGCAUCGCCCUGGGCCGCCAAGCCGACGCCUUGUCCCAAAUCACUGCCGCCCAGCAGGAACUUUUUCGACGGUUAGACGGACUCACGCAAACCUUGAUGGACGUUUCAGGGCAGUUAGCUUCGCCGGCUACCGCGGCAUCACUUCCGGCCCCCGGUAACAUCGUCACUUCCGCCUCCGGCUCGUCACCAGAGAACUUCCGCAUACAGCCGGAGCCGUUUUUCGGCGAUGUAGAUGCCUGUGGCGGAUUCCUCCUCCAGUGCCGCCUUCUCUUCCAACAAGCGCCAAGAAUUCUGGCGGUGGAAGCCGGGUGGUCAGAUCCAGCGCUAAAGGGAGUGUUCUACCAGUCCCUCAACGAGAACAUAAAGGAUCAUCUGUGUACGCAGCCCGAGACCAAUACUUUUGAGGAGCUCGUCACAGCCGCCCUCCGCUCCGACGCUCGUCUGCGGGAACGACACCGCGAAAGACCCCCUCCAUCUCGCAAGAGUCCGGCCCUGCCCACGCAGUAUGCUUCACAGCAAUUCGCUUCUGGUUCCCCUCCCGAGGUCCGUCAUAGCCAGACGGAUGAACCGAUGCAGGUGGGACACUCCAGGCUCACUCCUGAAGAACGUCAGAGACGUCGGGAAGAAGGUGCGUGUUUCUAUUGCGGCAAGAUCGGACACCAGGUUAAUCAAUGUAGGGCCCGGUUAAACUCCGGAGCCCCCCGCUAG
This is a messenger RNA of Oryzias latipes (Japanese medaka), 1063 nucleotides long. Lineage: Eukaryota; Metazoa; Chordata; Actinopteri; Beloniformes; Adrianichthyidae. The record is from RefSeq and is a predicted model, not a curated record.